This is a messenger RNA of Zootermopsis nevadensis, 5558 nucleotides long. Its product is annotated as ATP-binding cassette sub-family F member 2. Lineage: Eukaryota; Metazoa; Arthropoda; Insecta; Blattodea; Termopsidae. Gene Ontology annotation, molecular function: ATP binding; ATP hydrolysis activity. The record is from RefSeq and is a predicted model, not a curated record.
AUAAGACAAUGCCAGUGGUGGUCUUUACGAACCAACGAAGUGAAAUUUUUUAAUUCUUAAAUUGUCUACCCCAGGUAUUUCAGGCUGACCAACGUCGCAAACUUUUUGCCGGCAGUUUCUAUUGUGCUGCUCUCUAUUAAUAAAUUGGUGGUGUUAGUUUGCUUGACGGGUUCGUGCACGUGAAGGAGUUUGUCAUCGAGAGGAAAACGUCUACAAUUAUAAAACCUGCCGAAGCCACCAGAAUGCCGUCAGAUGCCAAGAAGAAGCAGCAGCAGAAGAAAAAGGAAGCAGCGAAGGCAAGACAGGCUGGUCGCAAAGCUACUGGAGGCAACAAAACUGAGAAUGGUUCAGCUGAGAAGGAACACAGCCCUGCUCCUGAUCAGCCAGAAGUGAAUGGUACUGGAGAGAAUGGAACAGACAUCAGUAUAGAAGAGGCAUUGUGCAGGAAACUGGAGGCAGACGCAAAGUUGAAUGCAGAGGCUCGUGCUUGCACUGGAAGCUUAGCAGUCCAUCCUCGGAGUCGGGAUGUCAAGAUUGACAACCUCUCUAUCUCAUUUCAUGGCCAUGAACUGCUCCAGGACACUACACUCGAGUUGAAUUGUGGACGACGAUAUGGUCUCUUGGGGCUUAAUGGCUCUGGCAAAUCAACUUUACUGUCUGUGCUUGGCAACCGUGAAGUACCAAUCCCAGAGCACAUUGACAUCUUUCACCUCACUAGAGAGAUGCCUGCAUCUGACAAGACUGCUCUGAAGUGUGUUAUGGAAGUGGAUGAGGAGAGAAUUCGACUAGAGAAGCUUGCAGAAGAACUUGUCUCCUGUGAUGAUGAUGAAUCACAGGAGCAGUUAAUGGAUGUUUAUGAGCGUUUGGACGACAUCAGUGCUGAUACAGCAGAGGCACGUGCUGCCUGGAUCCUACAUGGUCUGGGAUUCACCAAGGAGAUGCAAGCUAAGAAAACCAAGGACUUCUCAGGUGGUUGGCGCAUGCGUAUUGCACUUGCUCGAGCUCUGUAUGUGACACCCCAUCUUCUGCUACUAGAUGAACCCACAAACCACUUGGAUCUGGAUGCUUGUGUGUGGUUGGAAGAGGAGUUAAAAACGUACAAACGAAUCUUGGUGAUCAUAUCACACUCACAGGACUUCCUAAAUGGUGUUUGCACCAAUAUUAUCCACCUUGACAAGAAGCGUCUCAAGUACUACACUGGCAACUAUGAAGCAUUUGUACGAACUCGGUUGGAAUUGCUGGAGAACCAGAUGAAGCAGUACAAUUGGGAGCAGGAUCAGAUUGCUCAUAUGAAGAACUAUAUUGCACGGUUUGGUCACGGCUCAGCGAAACUUGCCCGACAAGCUCAGAGCAAGGAGAAAACACUUGCCAAGAUGGUGGCGCAAGGUCUGACUGAAAAGGUGAUAAAUGACAAGACAGUUCAUUUCUACUUCCCAUCAUGUGGCAGCAUCCCUCCACCUGUCAUUAUGGUGCAGAAUGUUCGUUUCCGUUACUCUGACUCAACACCGUGGAUUUACAAGAAUCUGGAAUUUGGUAUUGACUUGGACACUAGACUGGCCCUGGUUGGUCCAAAUGGAGCAGGCAAGAGUACUUUGCUGAAGUUGCUGUGCGGAGAAUUGAUCCCUACUGAGGGCAUGAUCCGCAAGAACUCUCACUUGCGGUUUGCUCGCUAUCACCAGCACCUUCAUGAGCUUCUGGACCUGGACCAGUCUCCCCUUGAAUACAUGAUGCAGUCAUUUCCAGAGGUGAAGGAGAAGGAGGAGAUGCGGAAGAUUAUUGGGCGUUAUGGACUUACAGGCCGACAGCAGGUGUGUCCAAUCCGACAACUGAGUGAUGGGCAGCGUUGCCGUGUUGUGUUUGCAUACCUGGCAUGGCAGGUUCCCCACCUUCUGCUACUAGAUGAGCCUACCAAUCACUUGGACAUGGAGACAAUUGAUGCACUAGCUGAUGCUAUCAAUGAAUUUGAAGGGGGCAUGGUACUGGUCAGCCAUGACUUCAGGCUUAUCAGUCAGGUUGCUGAGGAGAUAUGGGUAUGUGAAAAUGGAACAGUGACCAAGUGGCAGGGUGAUAUUCAAACAUACAAGGAACAUCUGAAGGAGAAGAUUGUGAAAGAUAAAGCAUCCAGCAAGAAGCAAUUUAAGUAAUCCCUAGGUUCACUUUAUAAAUACAAUCUAAUAGGUAUUUAAAAUAAUUAUAUGAUUAUGAAAUGACCUGAAAAGUAUAAAAACCAUGUGUUGACAGAUGUGUGAUAAAUAUAUUUCAUGCAGACACUUUGAGUUAAUACCUAUGAGGAUACAGAUGCUUAUCAGUGUCAACAUCAACUUUAAGUCCAGUAAAGGAACCUAUAUUAUAUAGAGCACUGUAUACCAUCAUCAUUUGGAAUCUUGCCAUGACAAGUUGCUCUUGUUUAAAUAUUUCAUUGUAUGAACUGUAGACUGCAUUCUUAGAAUAAAUUCCAGCUAAAGGUAUUUCAAUUUUAUGAAAUUUCAGAAAAUUGUAGUAUUGGAAGUGUGUUGAGGAGUGCAGUAGGCUUUUUAAUGCUCAAUUUGGUUGUUUAAAAAUGUGUGUAAAUUCAUGAGAGCUUUUGAUAAGAUACAAAAAAGUUUUCAUUAAACAUUAUGGUGUAGCCAGUAUAUGCAACAAAUCAUGUGGGUCACAAGAGGAAUGUGUAGGAUCUUUGUGCUUUGAGCAAGCAGUUAUUUGUCUGAAGUAAUUCUGAUUCAUUGUAACAAGAAGCUAGAGCAAUUUCCAAAAUAAAGAGCCCACAAAGUUGUAGGAUUGCAUUGCAAUGUGUGAAGGUUUAAUCUGCUCACACAUUAGCAAAUUUUCCCCACAAACCAUUGAUUAUUUAAGGAAUAUUUUGUUUUACCAAAGCUACUUCAAGUUUAUAAAUGAUUAUGAUAAAUAUGUGCAGUUUAAAGCAAUUUUAAAAAAGUAAAAAUAGAAUGCUUAUAUUGAUAAAAUGUUGACAAUAGAAGUGCUUGAAUUAGAAUCCUUUCUGAAGGCCUGAAGAAUGUUAUAAGUUAAAACUGGGUUCAUGCUAUCAUUGGGAAUGUUUCAGAAGUGUUUCUGAUAUGGGCAACAGAAUGAGAGGUACUUGAAAAGAGGAAUAUGGGAGUAAGAAGGGAAAUAAAUAAAGGUAUGAAAGGGUGUAAGGAAUGAAGAUGACAGAAAUAAUUUCCUGUUGAAUUUCAGUAUGCUUUUUCCACUGAUUUUAUUAUAAUUAUAAAUCUGAUGCAGGACUGAGUAUUUAUAAUUGCUUCCAUUAACCAGACUGGUAUGAGAGUGUCAAGGUCUGCUGCUUUUUCAGCAUUGUGACUCCUUUGUGUUUUGAAUUCUUAAUUUUGUAAAGAUGGGCCCUGAGUAAUGACCUUGCCAAAAUUUCAUGUACUGCAUUGGUUGAGACAAUCUUUGAAGACCAAAAUGGACUGAUAUUUCCUUCUUCAGGUUCUUUCAUCUUGCAAACUAUGAAACUGAAAAGAACUGUGAUAGACUGGUUGGUAAAGUUAUUGACUACCAACCGGACAGUCUAGGUUGAGUUCCCAGCAAGAAUUUUGUCCAGUGGUUACCAUGGAAUAUGGUAGCUCAGUUGUGAAGUAGUAUUUUAACUGUGCUCCUACUCCCUAAUGAUAUACAGGUUUGGCAAAAAGAUAAUACACACAUUCAGUGAUUGAAAUAGACAUUUUAAUAAAUUAAACCAUUAUAUAGGUCAGCAUCAGCAUUUAGUGAGUCCUGGGAAAAGAUUCAUUUCUGAAUGUUAUUGGCAAUGAUGUUGAAUUACCAGUUUCCAAUUUUUAGACUUUUUCAGUUGUCAUUGUGGUUUCUCAGACCACUGUUUCGGGAGAUGGAUCUUUCCCCAUCCUUAGGUGAACCUACACAGUUGGGACCACUAGAAGGAGCUAAGGUCCACAGGUCAAAAUUAGCUACUUCUAACUGGCCCAACUGUAUAGGUUCACCUGAGGAUGGGGGAAGAGCCAUCUCCUAAAACAUAGCAGUUUGAGGAAGCAAAAUGGUGAUUGAAAGAGUCAAAUUUGAAAUUGGUAAUGGGAAAAGAUAUCAUGGUUCCAUCUGUUAAGUGUAAACCACACCAGGUUCCCUUCACAAACAUAACACAUGGAGACUGAUAACAAGAUUAAUCUGUAUUAUAAAAUGUAUACAUUUUUUUGGGACAUCCCAUAUGUGAGUAGGCACAGGGAUUAUUUCAACUAGUUUAGACAUCUACUGGAAUAAGUUGAAUUCCCCACCCCCCUUUUCCCAAGUUCUUGAUCUGGUAAAUGCUGAUUCUUCUGUCCUCAUCUGUUGUGUGGCAGCAGUUUGAGGUAGUCAUAAAUGGCUUCACUAUAAUUGUUAUUGUAAUAUAUCUAAUUAGCUGCAGGACUGUUGUUGCAGUGAUUCAUGUGUCAAGUAAGUGGUACUAGGGUCAUCUUUUUAGUUGUAUUUAAUUGUGAAAUAUUUAACUUAAUGCUUCUUUAUUUUGUGUGUGUUUCAGCUGUAGUUUUCUUACAUUACAGAGGAUGUGAUUGUCAUAAAUAGUUUUUCUUUGCAGUUGAAUAUUAAAUGGAAGAGGAAAAAUUAAUCAUGUUUUGAAAAAUAUGACUUUUGUCUUUCAUUGUCAUAAUUAAUAUCUACAAAUACAUUUGCUAAUUUAACCAAAAUGGACAAUGAUCUUAGUUAUGUUGCAGUAAUAUGCAAACACAACUUUAAUAGAAAUUCAAUAUUUUUUAUGUUUAUAACACAUUUUACAAAGAGAAAAAUUCCACCUUGCUCUGUUGCACUUCUAAUAGUAAUAUGGCUAGUAAAUGAAGGUGAACAUGAAUUGAUAUUAAAAAAGCCUUUUUUCAUAAAAGUAUAUCAAUUUUAAUCAUACAUGCAGCCUUUGACUUCUUCCACUACAUAUAUGUGUUUAAAAAUAUAUCCUAAGUUUACAUCUUAAUGGAAACACUGAUAUCCUGAAAGAACACGUUUUUAUCCUGAUUAUACAAAAAAAACCCUCCUAGGAUGAUACACAUUUUAUAACAGAGGAAGGAAAGAACUCUACCACAAUAAGGGCCCUUAGCCUCAGGUUUAAGGUAGAAUCCACCUUUCCACACAAAGCAUAUCAUAUACAUACCUUCUGUCCUCAUAGAUAGCAGGGACCUUGAUCCUUUCCUUUAUAUUAUUUAAGGUAAUCUGCAGUCUGUAGGUUAUUUGUCUUUUUCUUCUGAGUUCUUGUUACUUAAAAUUAAUUUGCAGGACAGGCUGUUUUGCUCUUCUCUGUUCUAGUAUCUGUUCUUCAUAUUGUAUUGUCAGUAUGUGUAAAAAUAACAAGGAUAAUCUCAAUAGGAAUAUGUAAUAACAUAAAUGCAUAUGCACAGUGGCUGAGUGAUAUUACUUUCCUCAUUGUGCUCUCACUGCAUCCUGGAAAAUAAUUACAAAUGGGAAAAAAGGAUUCAUAUUUUUAGUGCAAAUAAACUUAUGACCAUGAAUGUUCCUAGUAUUGAUCCUUUUUUCUCCAUUUGUAUACUUUUUUAAAAACUUUGUUUUCAACUAAAAAAAUAAAUUAAAUUUUAAUUUUGUCA